Messenger RNA from Drosophila elegans, 6487 nucleotides. RefSeq names its product myosin-I heavy chain (gene Myo81F). Gene Ontology annotation, cellular component: myosin complex; cytoskeleton. Gene Ontology annotation, biological process: signal transduction. The record is from RefSeq and is a predicted model, not a curated record. NCBI's taxonomy places the organism in Eukaryota, Metazoa, Arthropoda, Insecta, Diptera, Drosophilidae. Gene Ontology annotation, molecular function: ATP binding; cytoskeletal motor activity; protein binding. The coding region runs from base 191 to 6469 and encodes 2092 amino acids. The transcript has 22 exons.
GGAAACUAAAUCUUGUUAAAUAGACUAAAGUCAAUCUAAAGUAUAUGCAUAUAAGUCUCGUUAUGAGGUGUAAAUGUGAAUUUUACUAUUAACCCUAAUAGAAUACCUAAUAGAAUACCUGGUGAUUUUAUGAAACAACUUCUGAAUAGUCCAACUUUUUUAACGAAUAUAAAAUACGUUAAACGCAGAUAUGAUGUCGAGCGACCGUAAAGUUGGUGUUGCAGAUAUGACAACAAUGUCGGAAUUAGAUGAAAUUGGAAUAAACGAAAAUCUGAACAUUCGAUACUGUAGUGACAUAAUAUAUACUUAUACUGGCUCAAUACUUAUAGCUGUAAAUCCUUAUAAAACCAUUAAUAUAUACAAUAAGCAAUAUAUUUCCGAAUAUCAUAAGUGCAAAUUGGGAUACUUAUCGCCUCAUGUGUUUGCUUUAGCUGAAGCAGCUUAUACCAGCAUUGUCGACGACCAUCUAAACCAGGCCUGUGUUAUAUCAGGGGAAUCUGGAGCUGGAAAAACCGAAACAACCAAAUUUAUAUUGCAGUUUUUAUGCUCAAUCACUUCAGACAUUUCGUCGUGGGUGCAACAGCAGAUUUUAGAGGCUAACACCAUUUUGGAAGCUUUUGGAAAUGCAAAAACGAUUAAAAACGAUAACAGUUCAAGAUUUGGUAAAUUUAUGCAAGUUUGUUUUGAUGACCACAAUUGUAUAAAAGGAUGCAUUAUUCAAGAUUAUCUGCUUGAACAAUCUCGGAUAACAUAUCAAAGUGAAGGGGAACAAAACUAUCAUAUAAUGUAUCAACUAGUGGCACAAGGGCAGAAAAAUAUCGAUAUCGCAAAAACCUUUUAUUUAAAACCACCUGAAUAUUACAAAUAUCUGAAUAUUAAGAGUACUGAACAAAUAAAUAUGCAAUUAGAAUCAAUGAAGUUCGACGCCGUUACUAUGGCGUUUACGGUUUUACAAAUUCCCCAAUUUGUAAUAGAUGGCGUUUUUAAGGUCCUAAGCUCAAUAUUGUGGUUAGGUAAUAUUGACUUUAUGGACAUUGAUGGCGAAGGUUGCGAUUUUUCUAAUUCAGACAAGGAAGCCAUUUCGAACAUUUCAAACCUUCUGGGAAUGAAGCGCUGUGAUCUUCAAAAGGUUCUUCUAAUUCGCCAAUUGAAUGUUCGAGGAAAUAUUACUGAAAUCCCUUUAAAAAUAAAAGAGGCUGUAGAAAAUCGACAUGCUAUGGCAAAAGCAUUAUACUCCAAAACAUUUACAUGGCUGGUUACGAAAAUAAAUAGCUGUACAAAUCCAGGACAAGGCGGUGCCAAAUUUCUUGGUGUACUUGAUAUAUUUGGAUUUGAAAAUUUCACUCACAACUCAUUUGAGCAACUAUGCAUAAACUAUACCAACGAAAAGCUGCACAAAUUUUUUAAUCAUUAUGUUUUUGCGUUGGAGCAAUCAAUCUACGUCCAAGAAGAAAUCUUCUUUAAUCACGUUAAGUUCACAGAUAAUUCCCAGUGCUUGGAACUUAUAGAAAAAGCUCCCCGGUGUGUGUUCAAGUUAUUAACAGAGCAAUGUCAUAUGCCAAAGGGUUCUGAUUCAGCUUAUUUGAACAAUAUGCACUCUGAGUUCGAAUUUCACCCAAAUUAUAUAAAAGGUUCUGAUCGUCGUCAUUGGGAAACCGAUUUUGGAAUAAAACAUUACGCUGGAAGUGUAAUUUACUCCGUUAAUGGAUUUGUGAAAAAAAAUCGUGAUGUGCAACAAGAUGUUCUGUUUGAUUACAUGAGUUUCAGCGAAGAUGUAUUUAUAAAGGAUUUAUCUAAAUUUCAGGAUCCGCAAUUUAUUAGUUCAAGUUACCAUCGAGGCUCAUCUAAAUCAAAAUGUACAGUCAGUGAUACUUUUCGGAACCAGUUGCAGUCCCUUAUAGAUGUCCUGCAAAACACAAAACCAUGGUACGUUCGUUGUAUAAAACCAAAUUUAUCAAAACGACCAAAUAGCUAUAACCACUCACUAGUUCUUGAUCAAUUAAAAUAUCUUGGAGUUGUGGAUAUAAUUCGAAUAAGGAGAGAAGGAUUUCCAAUACAUUUAUGUCAUGAAGACUUUGUUAUUAAAUAUAAAUGUCUGUUGAAAAAUAGGUCUUUAGAAAAUCUACAUAAAUAUAUAACCGAUAUAUUGGAAACAAUUGAUUUGCCAAAAACAGAAUGGCAAAUUGGAAAAACAAAAAUAUUUUUGCGUGGUGUGGUAUAUGAACUAUUAGAAGACAAUAGAAAAACAAAAAAUUAUAAUAGUGCCGUUAUUAUUCAAAAAUAUUGGAAACGAUUUUAUUGCUUUAAGUCCUUUUUGCGCAUUAAAUUGGCUGUUCUGAAAAUACAAUAUGCAUAUAAAGGAUGGAAAUUAAGAAUUCGUUUUAUGAGAAUGAGACGCAGUGCAAUUGUCAUACAAAGUCGUCUGCGCGGAGUUUUUGCUAGAGAGGUAGCAACAGCUUUAAGGGAAAUGAGACUCGUUGAUGAAGAAAUGAAAAAGCGUGAUAAAAGAAAUGAGCAAUUAACCAAUGUCCAGUCAAAUGCUCUGGCAGAUUGUGAAAGAUUGGUUCAAGUAGAAAUAGGUGUACUAUCCCAAAUUUCAGAAAAUAUAGGAGAUAUACCAAACCCAUUUACCGACGCAAACGAUUUGAUAAAUAAUGCUUGUGAAGCUUCAAUCUUACAGGACAGUGUUGACUUGGACAAUAUAUUCGCAUUUUUAGGUGAAUCAACAGAAAGAGCACUUGGUAAUCCACUCAUUGAAGAAAUUAAUGACGAAAUGAAUAAUUUGGUAAAAGAUCUUGACGACGAAAUUGAACUGUGUAUGCAUAACGGAGAACAUUUUAAAAAUCGGGAAAUAGGAAAGUCGUUUGCUACUAAAGGUGUUCCUUCACUUCCAGAGCCUACUGUACCUCCACCACCACCACCUGCAUCUGUAGGUAUAACACCAAAGAAAUUAAAGCCUGAGCCCAUAUAUGAAGCAAUAAACGCAAACAAAUUAACGAAUUCCAACGAAAAACCAAAUGAAAAUUAUGUAUUGCUUCAGUAUAAGAUUCUUCAAGAUAACAACAAACAAUCUUUCGCGUCUUAUUCUCCAUUACUUGGAAAAUAUCAAUUGGAAGAUGGACGUCAAGAAAGGCGAAGACAAAGAGUAGAAAAAAAAAUUUGUGAACUAAACUGCAUUGAAGAUGGUCAUAAAGAUAUUCACAACGACGACACAUUUUACAAUAUUCUUGAAUUUGCGGAGAACUAUUUCAAUACACACGACCUUUUGAAAGACGAUAACUUUAUUAGCAACCCAUCAGAAAAGGCUGAAAACAUAGCAGAUUAUAAACACAAGAUGACAAUAUUUUUAAAUUCUGACAUAAUUCCAACAUCCCAUAUUCAUAUGUACGAUCCAGAGAAUGUUUUAUUGUCUUGUAAUAUAUUUAGAGAACUUUGGAAAUAUAUGCAUGCAGACCACAACGCAGAACGAGAGCUUCAAAUUAUUCAAUAUAUUAUUGGACUGGGCAUUGAAAGAGAAGAAUUACGAGAUGAAAUAUUUGUUCAAUGCAUACGUCAAUCAAGAGAUAACCCGAAUGAUGACUGGGCUGACAAAAUUUGGCUUCUUAUGUGUCUUUCCAUUGUGGCUUUUCAACCAAGCAAACUUUUAUUCAGAUACUUCGUUUCAUUUAUAAAGAACAGUAUGAAGAAUUUAGAUGGGAAACUUAGGCAAUACUCACAGUGGUGCUUUGAUAAUUGCAAAGGUACCAAAGUUUCAACACGGAUAUAUCCUCCAUCCAGUGUCGAAGUUGCGGCUAUGCGACGUCUUGGAACAAUCGUGUGCAGAUUUUUUUUCUUGGAUGCACGCACUAAAGCUAUCGAUGUUCACCCAACUGACACUGCAGGAGACGCUGUCCAGAAGCUCGCUGAAAAACUUAACUUAGCAACAACUGAUGGUUGGGCCAUUUAUCAAUCUCGUCCAGACGGUGAAGAACACAUAAAGAGUUUUGAUUAUUUGUAUGACAUAAUUUCGGCUUGGGAACUAAAACAAACUUCGGGUUCCGGCACCAAAAGGCUUGCAAAUGGAUCUCAAUCAGGAGAAAAUCGAUUUGUUUUUAAAAAGAGACUUUUUAAAUCAACUCAUGAACUAUCACAAGAUCCUGUUGAAAUAAGCAUGCUAUAUUCACAAGCAGUUUACAGCGUUGUUAAGAAAGACGAAUUCCCCGUCAGCGAAAAGGUGGCUCUUCAACUAGCAGGACUUCAAGCACAAGUAGCCUUAGGAGAUCCAUCAACUCAGCCAAAACCGGAAUAUUAUUCAGAUAUAAGCAGUUUUUUACCGAGCAGAAUAUCGAAAACAAGAGAACAACAAUUUUGGAUACCAAUUUUAGCACAAGCCCAUAGGCAAUACGGAUCUUCAAGAAAUGAACUAACAGCUAAAGUUUUGUACCUAAGCUGCGUAAUGCAAUAUCCACUUUAUGGCACGACAAUGUUUAGAGUCAAUUACAAAGGGUUCUGGAAUUUUGUAAGCAACAUAAUACUUGCAAUACAUUGUGACGGGAUAAUGUUUGUUCAUCCUGAAGAUAAAUCAGUCAUCUACCAACUUAAAUAUGAAGAUAUUGAAUCAAUUAUUUUGGAUCCUAGUGACACUUUCAUAACAAUCUCAGUGAAUCGUAGCACAAAGCAAUUACACAAAAAUUCUCGAGAAAAAAACUCAAUUAUAGAGUCACAGAAAUGUUUUGUCUUCGAAACCUCGCAAAAAAAUGAUAUAGGGUCUUUAAUAAUAUCAUAUUAUCCUUCUUUAUCAAAUUGGAUUUUAAACAUUGUAGAGUGCUCAAAAAAAAUUAAGGGAACUACCAAUGAAGACAGAAUAAGGUUAUACCAAAAUGUUGUUGUUUGUAGACGACAACUAGUGGAUAUGAAUAUUGUUAAAAAGCCCCAAGAAAUGGGAGGAUUUUUAAGAAACACUCUUAGACGUCUGUCAAAGCACAGAUUAGAAAAAUUGAGAUCAGAACAGGGGUCUAAGGUGCUUGACCAUGGCGAAACAUACAAAGGGUUUUCUCAUUCGUUUUGGGCAUUUAGUAAACAACAAAUUUCAUUUUGUCUAAGUACAAUUUUUGAUGAAGACGAGUCUAUAAUGGUGCAAGUAUUUGAUUCUAUAUUGACUUUUUCUGGACUUGGAACUUCAGGGGAAGCUAUAAAACGUGCUGAGGAUGAACAUGUUCGAAUAGUUCAAUCCAUAAUGGAAAAAUGUAUGAAAAAGGAGUCUUUGUUAAAUGAACUUUAUCUUCAAUUGAUUAAACAGACAACGGAUCAUCCGGAUGCAAACUCAAGAGUAAAUUUAAAAAAUUGGGCACUUUUAUCGGUUUUAUGCAGUGUUAUCUUGCCAUCGAUGAAGUCUAUUAGAAAAUACCUGAUUGCUCAUUUAAAAAGAUGCUCGAGUGAUUUCUUGUCCGAAGAGGGCAAAUACGCAAGAUUUGCAGAUCAAUGUUUUUUUAGAACCCAAGGCACAAGGCGUCGUCAGUGGACCCCAAGCAGCGAAGAAAUUUUGUGUACUACUAAUCGCAGACCUUGCUAUUCAAAAUUUUAUUUUAUGGAUGGGCAAUAUUAUUCAAUUGAGUUUCAUCCAAGCUCUACAGCGAGUGAUGUAUUGGAAAUUAUCAAGAAAAAAAUUGGACUUCAAAAUAACGCCAAAGGAUAUUCUAUUUAUGAAGUUAUAGGAAACUCGGAAAGGAGUCUUCUCCCGGAGGAGAAAGUGUGUGAUGUAAUGGCGAAAUGGGAAAAGUAUCAGGCUGCGUCACAGCAAGGAACACAAUAUCAGUUGAACCCCAAAACAGAAGCACGAAAACAUCAUUAUAUUUUCUUAUUCAAAAAGCACUUAUUUUUCGAUAACUAUAUAAAUUUAGAUGAUACUGUUGAAAAGGAGCUUUUAUAUCAUCAAAUUCUGCAUAGUUUAAGAAGCGAAAGGUAUCCAAUAACAGAAAUGGAAGCGAUUAUGUUAACUGCUCUUCAAAGCCAACUAGAGCUUGGCGAUUGUAAUGAAAUUUUAAAUGACUAUAGAGCUGUAGCAAGUCAUUGCUUACCUCCAAGAUUUGUACCUAAUAUUCCUCAUGAAGCUGUAGCAAUGCAUCAUCAAAGUCUUCGAGGAAUGUUACCAAUAGAAGCUAAAAAAGCCUUCCUUAAUUUAAUACAAAGUUGGCCUCUUCAUCGUGCAACUAUUUUUGAUGUUAUGCAAAGCUUUACUUCGAACUGGCCCCGAAUGCUUUGGCUAGCAAUUGACCAAAAAGGUAUUCACUUACUGGAACAUCGUUCACGAAAUAUUUUAUGUACCCACGGAUACGAUUCCAUAAUAUCUUUUUCCCCAAAUUUAAAUUCGUUAAUGAUAAUUACUGGAACGGAAAAAAAACAAUCUAAAGUGAUUUUAAGUACUUCUCAGGCAUUUCAAAUCACCACGCUUAUUCGGGAAUAUUCUGAAAUUGUGAAAGACGUUAAGUAAAUUCUUAUUAAGUCAUGA